Messenger RNA from Anneissia japonica, 963 nucleotides. RefSeq names its product protein ANTAGONIST OF LIKE HETEROCHROMATIN PROTEIN 1-like. NCBI's taxonomy places the organism in Eukaryota, Metazoa, Echinodermata, Crinoidea, Comatulida, Comatulidae. Bases 1 to 963 code for a protein of 320 amino acids. The record is from RefSeq and is a predicted model, not a curated record. The transcript has a single exon.
AUGACCAGGAGACCGUUCCAGUUACUCUGUAAUCAGCUGAAUCCAUACAUCGAAAGAAUGAACACACAGAUGAGACGGCCAGUUAGUGUGGUUAAGUUAGUCGCCAUUACUGUUUAUCGCCUUGCCACUGGUGAGUGUUUUCGGACUAUAGGAAAUCUUUUCGGUGUUGGCCGUACCACUGCCUACGAUGCAUUUUGGGAUGUGUGUAGAGCGAUAUGUACCUACUUAAAACCCCUCUAUGUCAAGCGGCCCAAGGGUGGUGAUAUUAAACGUAUGCUACAAAUAUUUGAACUUAAGUAUGGCUUUCCCAUGUGCGGUGCAGCAAUCGACGGAUGUCAUAUCCCUAUCAUAGCGCCCAGACUGUACCACACUGACUACUACAAUAGAAAAGGUUGGUACAGUAUCCUUCUACAAGGUCUUGUUGACCACGAUUACAAAUUCAUUGAUUUUGACGUAGGGCAGCCAGGAAAGUGCCACGAUGCCUAUGUGUUUGAAAUAUCAAAACUGUAUAGGAAAUUAUCAUCUGGCACAUUCUAUCCUCCAUUUACUAAAACAAUUGAAGGAAAAGAAGUACCAAUUGUUAUCCUAGGGGAUUCAGCCUAUGGGCUGUCUACGUUUCUUAUGAAACCCUAUGCGGAAGGACUGGCAACUGCAGCGCUAAAACAUUUCAAUGAAAGGCUCAGUCGCACACGAAUUUUGGUGGAGCAUUCCUUUGGCAGAUUAGAAGGACGUUGGCGAUCAAUAAUGAAACGAAAUGACUCGCAAGCAGAUAAAAUACAUAUAGUCGUUGCGUCAUGUAUUGUCUUGCAUAACUUCUGCGAGGUCUGGAACAUGGACUAUGAGGAAUAUAACAAUUUUGAUGUCGAACAGCCAGGUAAUGAAUAUCAUCCAGAUGAGGAAAUCGAAAACGAAAAUGAAAUUCGCACUACUCUCGUGCAGUACAUCACCAACAACCCAUACUGA